Molecule: messenger RNA, 978 nt
Organism: Aureococcus anophagefferens
Lineage: Eukaryota; Pelagophyceae; Pelagomonadales; Pelagomonadaceae
Exons: 2
Coding region: 1-978 (325 amino acids)
Source: RefSeq, a predicted model, not a curated record
AUGCGCGUCGCCCAGCUCCUCCUGGCGGCGCAGGCCGCGCGCGCGCUCGUCGACGUCGAGUGGUACUGCUACGAGGCCAGCAACGUCGUCAACGCGUCGCUGGCGGACCUGUCCGUCGCCGGGGGCGUCAACUUCACCUACUACCCCGUCAACCACGUCAACGCGACGUCGGGCGCCUUCGAGUGCGCCGUGGACGGCGAGUCCCUGGACUGCGAGAGCACCGCGUACGACGGCUGCAUGACGGACGUCCACUGCCGCGCCGGCGGCUGCGACGCCGCGACGCAGCGGAAGAUCGCGCGCUUCCUCGCCUGCUUCGAGGGGGCCUACGCGAACCGCGAGGUCAACGUGAACGCGUCGCGCCGCGAGCCGUGCUUCCGCGAGGCGGAUUUGGACUUCGCGCCCGUGCGCGCGUGCUACGCGGACGCGCCGCGCCGCGCGGCCAUCGCCGCGCGGUUGAACGCGUCCAAGGCGGCGAUGAUGGCGCGCCUGGGCGCCUCGCCGGGCCUGUUCCCCCACAUCUUCGUCGACGGGAAACCGCUCGUCGACCGCACGUGGACCGCGCUCACGCGGACGAUCUGCGGCGCGCUGCCCGCGCCGCCGUCGGUCUGCGAUUCGGUGGCGGCGCCGCGGCUCGUCUUCGCCGUCGCCGAGGGGCAGCUGCGCGAGGGCCCGGCCCUCGACGCCGCGGCCGUGCUCGCCGUGAAUUCGGCCGCGUCGAAGGCGGCGUUUCCGGUGCACUUCGCGACGGACGACGACGCGCUGCCGCCGGGCGACCCGUCCUACGUCGACGUCCGCGCCGCGACGCGCGCGAGCUGCGCUGUGGCCGAUGCGGCGGCGACGUGCUCCUACGAGGUCCUCGGCGCGUUCCGCGGCGCGGUCGACCAGGCCUGCCGCGACGGCGGCUUCGAAGCGGGCCUCGUCUACGGCCUCCGACACGCCGCGGGCCUCGACGCCGACGUCGCCGUGCGCGCGUGCUAG